This is a messenger RNA of Ochlerotatus camptorhynchus, 708 nucleotides long. RefSeq names its product mitochondrial ribosomal protein L12 (gene mRpL12). The transcript has a single exon. Lineage: Eukaryota; Metazoa; Arthropoda; Insecta; Diptera; Culicidae. Gene Ontology annotation, biological process: translation. Gene Ontology annotation, molecular function: mRNA binding; structural constituent of ribosome. The record is from RefSeq and is a predicted model, not a curated record. Gene Ontology annotation, cellular component: ribosome; mitochondrial large ribosomal subunit. Bases 81 to 641 code for a protein of 186 amino acids.
GAAUAAAAUAACGUAACACGGGUGAUCGCCGGAAUAAUUUUUUCGCUGUUAUUUGAAUUUUUCUGAUCGGAUUUUCCAAAAUGAUGCAACUUCGUACCAUUGCUAGUUUAUCGCGCAACAGUUUCCGCAGGAUCUCUACCGCAAUCAACGUACGAAAUGCAGAAGCCGCAUUGGCAUCCGUCGCUGACAAACUAACCAUCCCGGUACCUGAAGGUGCUGACAAACCUGUAAAUCCUAAACUGAUUUCCAUCGUGGACAGCAUCGCUACUCUGAAUUUGCUGGAGGUCUCCGAACUAAGUGGACUGCUAAAAAAGAAGCUUAACCUUCCUGAUGCUGCCAUGAUGCCUGCUGGAUUCGGCGCCGGUUUUGCGGCUCCUGCAGCUGCUCCAGCUGACGAGGAGGAAGCGGCUCCCAAAGUGGUGAAGACCACCUUCAAAGUUAAACUGGUGAAAUUCGACGAUAAACAAAAGGUUGCACUUAUCAAAGAAGUCAAGAACCUGCUGGAAGGCAUGAAUCUGGUACAGGCGAAAAAGUUCGUAGAAAGCGCACCGACGAUGGUUAAGGAAGAUAUUCCUAAGGAGGAAGCCGAGAAGCUGAAGGAAGCGUUCACCAAAGUUGGGGCCGUUAUUGAGAUAGAGUAAAAUGUUCUGGGUGGAUUUAUGUUUUAAGAAAGUAGUUCAAUAAAUUUAAAAAAAAAGAUUGUUGCUU